This is a messenger RNA of Oncorhynchus kisutch (coho salmon), 774 nucleotides long. RefSeq names its product serine/threonine-protein kinase ULK4-like. Lineage: Eukaryota; Metazoa; Chordata; Actinopteri; Salmoniformes; Salmonidae. The transcript is spliced from 6 exons. Bases 1 to 639 code for a protein of 212 amino acids. The record is from RefSeq and is a predicted model, not a curated record.
AUGAUAGGAGAGGCCAUGUGCCGAUAUGAUGGAGCCGAGUGUCUGGUGGAGGUGGUCUGCAGUGUCUUCAGCGAGGCAGCCGUCCUGUACGUGGAGAGAGAGGAGAGGCCUGGGAGAAAGAGUAGCCAUGAUCUCCUGUUGUCUCUACUGGACACUCUGCACAAUGUACUGACCAGCACAUCCAGAGUGGUGCGCAUUGCACUCCAGGGAGCUGAGUCCCAGGGAGAGACCCAGGCUGCAGAGGACCUCCUGCUCAUCAACAAACCUCUGACACAACUCACAUCCCUGCUCAUUCAGAUGCUGCCGUGUGAGGAUGUGGAGGUGUAUGAGGAGACCAGUCAGUGCCUGUCCCUGCUGAUGCAGCUGUAUGGAGGGGACAGCCCUGACUCCCUCAGCCCCCUGAACCUCCAGAGCCUCAGCCACGCGCUGCAGCUCCAGACCCAGCCUAAACAACACAGACUACUGCUCCGUAUCAUCAAACGCCUGAUCCCAGCUACUACAGACAGUUUGUGGUACAGCUCAGCUGAGGGUCAAGAGCUGGUCCAUGUUCUUCAGAGACUGAGUCAUUCUGCCAGGUCCCAUGCUGAUGUUGCUGUGGUUUCACUGGCAGCGGAGAUCCUGACCGGGAUUAGAUUCUAGAAUGUUGAUUCAUCAGCAACAAUGGAUUGGCUUCGAGAAGGACCAUAAUUCACAUCAGUGAUCAGCAACAUAAACCGUGUCUCCAUUAUGGUGCCUUGCUCUAUAGCUUUAUAAUAAAACUAGCAUCCAUUGUGG